GUUAAAACCUCAUCGACAUCAAUUCCGAAGCUCCUCUUUAAUAUUGAAAUAAUUCAAUACAUAUCCCCUCACCCGAAGCCGCCUUCAAUCGCCAUAUCCUCACAAUGGCCUCCCGCUUGGCUACUCGUGCCGUCGGGGCCGCCCGUCUGCGACCGUCGAUUGUUUCGCGAGCUCUUCCCGCAGUCACCAUCUCUUCCACCACAACCCGCCCGGCCUCCAAUAUGCCCGAGCCCAAGGUGAAGGCGCAGUCCAUCAUCGACUCUCUGCCCGGCAACUCGCUCGUCUCUAAGACCGCCAUCCUGUCCUCCGCCGCCGGUCUCUCUAUCUACGCCAUUAGCAACGAGUACUAUGUCGUAAACGAGGAGUCCGUAGUCGCCUUCUGUCUUCUCAGCGUCUGGGCGGCUCUGAUCAAGUACGGUGGCCCCAUGUACAAGGAAUGGGCGGAGGCUCAGAACGCGAAGAUAAAGAACAUCCUAAAUUCCGCGCGUGCCGACCACACCCAGGCCGUCAAGAACCGCAUCGAGAACGUCCAGCAGAUGUCCGGCGUUGUCGACAUCACCAAGUCCCUCUUCGAAGUUUCCAAGGAGACUGCCAAGCUCGAGGCCCAGGCCUACGAGCUCGAGCAAACCACCGCUCUGGCGCACGAAGCCAAGGCCGUUUUGGAUUCGUGGGUAAGAUACGAGGGCCAAGUCAAGCAGCGCCAGCAGAGGGAAUUGGCCGAGAGCAUCAUCGCCAAGGUUAAGAAGGAGCUCGAGAGUCCUAAGGUCCUGUCGCAGAUUCUUCAACAGAGCGUCUCCGAUGUGGAGAGAAUUGUGUCUCAGAAGACUCAAUAGACAAGGCAAUUUAGACAGAUACUCCAUGGCGCAUAAGCACUAUUCCCUUUGUGCCCUCUACCUGUGUUUAUAAACACCCCUGUGCAUUAGUCAAAAGAAAUCUAUUCUUAAAAUACCGGCCUCACGAUCCAUUGUGAUUUAGGACAUGACUUCUGCUACGGGAGCAAUUCUUGCUAUUUUCAUAGCCUUGCAUAGCGCCGUGGUGAUGGGUAUUGGGGGCUGAUAGGAGUACCCAAUUGAAUAAAACUAAGGAGUAAAAACAUUAUCACAUCUAAAUGACAUAUAAAUUUGAUUUGACUCGUACAAUUA
Annulohypoxylon truncatum is the source of this 1142-nucleotide messenger RNA. RefSeq lists its product as uncharacterized. Gene Ontology annotation, biological process: proton motive force-driven ATP synthesis. The transcript is spliced from 3 exons. Lineage: Eukaryota; Fungi; Ascomycota; Sordariomycetes; Xylariales; Hypoxylaceae. Gene Ontology annotation, molecular function: proton transmembrane transporter activity. The record is from RefSeq and is a predicted model, not a curated record. Bases 105 to 833 code for a protein of 242 amino acids.